Molecule: messenger RNA, 446 nt
Organism: Spodoptera littoralis (African cotton leafworm)
Lineage: Eukaryota; Metazoa; Arthropoda; Insecta; Lepidoptera; Noctuidae
Source: the annotation of a GenBank genome assembly
AUAAAUUAACCGACAAAAUGUUAAAAUUCGGGGUAAAAUCAGCGGUCCUAGGUUCAGCAGUCUAUUACACUAUUGAUAAAGGUGUUUGGAAAGACAGUGCCACCACUUCUGCUUUGUACGAUGAACUCGAAAAAGGAGUUUCUCCUUAUGUUGGCGAAAUUAAGAAACAAAUACCAUACGAGCUACCACCUUUACCCACAAAUGAUAGAGCUUCAUACCUUUUCAAACACUAUUGGAAUAAUGGAGUAAAGGCUACAUUCAGUUUCUUGGUUGAUCUUCCUACGCAUACCAGUAAUGCUUGCAACAAGGCAUAUGAGUAUAUAAACUCUGCUCUAGAUGCAGGUGAGCAAAGUGUAAGUCCUCCUAUACAAGAAAACAAAUGAAAUUGUAAAGUUGAUUGUAUUUAUUUAUUUGAAAUGGAAUUGUUUAUUUGAAAUAAAAGUUAA